Messenger RNA from Prunus armeniaca (apricot), 1251 nucleotides. Lineage: Eukaryota; Viridiplantae; Streptophyta; Magnoliopsida; Rosales; Rosaceae. The record is from the annotation of a GenBank genome assembly.
AUGAUGGUAAGACCAAGUUCAUCAGGCCUCUUAGUAGGACUUCUGUGGUUAUGCUGCUGGGGAGCCAUGGCACAAACAGGAGCAGAAUACAUGGCAUACAAGGACCCUAAGCAGCCACUAAAUAGGCGAAUUAAGGACUUGAUGGGUCGAAUGACGCUGGAAGAAAAGAUCGGGCAGAUGACGCAGCUGGACCGUGCCAAUGUCACAGCUGAGAUCAUGAGGGACUUCUCAUUAGGCAGUGUUUUGAGUGGCGGAGGGAGUGUGCCGCGUGAGCAGGCUAGUCCACAGGAUUGGAUCAACAUGUUCAAUGAGUUUCAAAAGGGUGCACUUUCGAGCCGGCUUGGGAUCCCUAUGAUUUAUGGCAUUGAUGCUGUUCAUGGGCACAACAAUGUUUAUAAGGCCACUAUUUUCCCACAUAAUGUUGGUCUUGGAGCCACCAGGGAUCCGGAGCUUGUGAAGAAGAUUGGUGCUGCAACUGCACUUGAAGUUAGAGCUACUGGCAUUAAUUAUGCGUUUGCACCAUGCAUUGCGGUCUGCAGAGAUCCGAGAUGGGGUAGGUGCUACGAGAGCUACAGCGAAGAUCCUGCAGUCGUAAUACAAAUGACUGAUGUCAUACUUGGAUUGCAAGGCGAAAUUCCAGCUGGUUCCCGGAAGGGCGUUCCUUAUGUGGGUGGAAAGGAUAAGGUAGCAGCCUGUGCAAAGCACUUUGUUGGAGAUGGUGGCACAACCAGGGGUAUAAAUGAGAACAACACCGUGAUUGAUAGGCAUGGAUUGUUGAGCAUUCACAUGCCUGCUUACUACCAUUCUAUCAUCAAGGGUGUGUCCACUAUCAUGGUCUCCUACUCAAGUUUGAAUGGAAAGAAGAUGCAUGCUCACCAUGAGCUCGUCACCAAAUUUCUCAAGGACACCCUUAAGUUCAGGGGCUUUGUCAUCUCCGACUGGCAGGGUAUCGACAAAAUUAACUAUCCGCUCCAUUCGAAUUACCCAGAAGCGGUUCUUGCUGGUGUUCAAGCUGGCAUUGACAUGGUCAUGGUUCCCUUCAAUCAUACCGAGUUCAUUGGCAUUGUAACCGACCAUGUCAACAACAAACGUAUCCCCAUGAGCCGUAUUGACGACGCAGUUAGGAGAAUUCUGAGAGUCAAGUUCGUGAUGGGUCUGUUUGAGAACCCUUUGGCAGAUGAGAGCUUUGUUGACAAGCUUGGAAGCCAGGUCACUAAUUUGAUCUCUUAUACUAAAUCUUCUAAAAUAUGA